Argentina anserina (silverweed cinquefoil) is the source of this 1090-nucleotide messenger RNA. RefSeq lists its product as uncharacterized. The record is from RefSeq and is a predicted model, not a curated record. The transcript has a single exon. Lineage: Eukaryota; Viridiplantae; Streptophyta; Magnoliopsida; Rosales; Rosaceae. Bases 281 to 964 code for a protein of 227 amino acids.
UUUAUUUCGAUGAAGUUUAACAUGUUCUUGGAUUUCCUGGGACUCCAAAGGGAUCCUGCAAGCUUUUCUCCAGAAAUGGGAAGGCUUUGUCCUCCAUCACCCUUCUCAUAAUACUUGUUAGUUCUUUCCUCUUGGUAAGCCAUUUCUACUCCAUCAAACCAAUAGUCACUGAUUUUGUAAUGAAGGCAAGCUUCAUGGCAGCUACAAGUCCUGGAGGCGCUGGAUUCUCCCAUCUUCUAACUGCUGCCCAGUUCGACUUCCGAUUAUUUUUCGGAGUAGAAUGGAUUUUCAUGUUGACAAUGUCUAUUACGUCGUUGUUUUUUGCAACAGCCUCAAUCUUAGCAUCAGCAGUUUCGUACUGUGGAAAGACUUGUGCAUCAAGGAACUUCUACCAAAGGCAUUGAAAUCGUUGAAAAGACCAAUUGUUACAUGGUUCUUCAUAACAAUGCUUGAUUUAGGCUACUUUUCGAUUCUCCUUGCAUUUGUUCUUCCUUUGGUGCUUAUUUUCAAUCUUAAGCUCACUGUAUCUGCUUUCACUAUAAUCCCAUGCCUUUUAGCUCUAGUUGUCCGAACUUAUCUAGCUGUUGUUUGGAAUUUAGCAUUAGUUGUUUCAAUACUAGAAGAGAAAUGUGGCAUUGAGGCACUUGGAAAAGCUGGACAGCUUAUUAAGGGAUCAAAGCUACGAGGGUUUUUUCUCAAUCUUGUUUUGGCCACCUCCUCAUUGGUGUUAUUUGUUUUGUAUACAACUCUUGCCAAAGCUGUACCAGUAAAAGCCGUGAUUGUUCCAUUGCUCCUCUUCAACUCUGUCUUCUGCCUCGUAACUAUGGUGUCACGAAUGGCAUACACAGUCCUGUACUAUGAGUCCAAGGCGACUCAUGUAGAAGAGCUUGAACUUCAUGGAAGCUCGGAAUAUACUAAGGUCUCCUCUUCUGCUACCCCUCUUAUCAAUGAAGAUGUAGUUUGACGAAGACGAUCACUUUCUGUUAUAUACCAAUGUUUUUGCUUCUGUAGUAACUUUGUAAGCACAUCUACAGUUCUUGCCAUGCAGUCCAUGCUUGGGGUUUAUAAUGUAAUAUUGUAAUUAAACCUU